Messenger RNA from Filobasidium floriforme, 2678 nucleotides. Its product is annotated as Nsp1-like C-terminal region-domain-containing protein. NCBI's taxonomy places the organism in Eukaryota, Fungi, Basidiomycota, Tremellomycetes, Filobasidiales, Filobasidiaceae. Gene Ontology annotation, cellular component: nuclear pore; nuclear pore central transport channel. The transcript has 11 exons. Gene Ontology annotation, biological process: protein import into nucleus; RNA export from nucleus. The record is from RefSeq and is a predicted model, not a curated record. Gene Ontology annotation, molecular function: structural constituent of nuclear pore; phospholipid binding. Bases 61 to 2394 code for a protein of 777 amino acids.
GUACCUACUCAUAGGAAGAUAUCGUAUCAACGGCUACAACAGCAAAUAGCGAGUAGCAUCAUGUCUUUCAACUUUGGUGGAAACACUGGAAACAACGCGGCAGGUGGUCAAGCACCUGCGGGCGGCCUGUUCGGAGGAGCGGCUCCUGCGAGCGGAACCGGAGGCUUCUCCUUUGGAAACACCAACACCAGUACCACCGCACCCUCGACCUCGACCCCUCAAACUAAACCUACCUUUAGCUUUGGUGGAGCUGCAACUACGGGAAGCACAACCCCUUCAACAAACCCUCCCGCUGGUAACACCACAUCUACCACGUCAUCUGGCUUGUUCGGGGGAGCUGCCCCAGCUUCGACGGGGACGUUCGGCGGGUUCUCCGGGUUCGGAGCUCAGGCGUCGAGUGGGGCUGGGAGUGCACCGGCGGCAGGAGCGGCGAAACCGCCUCUCUUUGGUGGAUUCGGGAGCUCGACCCCGACUUCUCAACCCCCAGCUGCUGCUGCUGCACCGGGAAAGAGUCUCUUUGGUGCGCCAGCGGCCGGGUCGACCACCCCUGCUCCUUCUGGUGGACUGUUUGGAACAGGUGCAGCUGGGGGAGGACUCUUCGGUGCCAAACCGGCUACUACCGCUCCUUCUACCGGUCUCUUUGGCGCUCAACCUGCAGGAAGCUCGACCCCUGCCACUGCCUCUGCUCAACCGACCAGCAACUUGUUCGGAGCCCCUGCCAAACCCGGUCUCUUUGGCUCGACCCCUGCUUCUACCACUCCUGCUGCUGCUCCGGCUACCACUACCAACACCACCACUGCUCCUGCACCUACUGGAGGUCUGUUUGGGGCUUCUAGUGGGAAACGAGGAGCUGAGGACGAUGGGAACCCUGCGGGUUCGAAAGCUGGAGCUCCUGGUGGAGGACUCUUUGGUGGAUUCGGAGGGGCGGGGACUUUCGGAGCUCAAGCACAGACACAAGCACCGAAAGAAGCCUCGGCACCGGCUGCGGCUCCAGCUCCGACCUUUGGAGGAUUCGGGAAACCUGCCGAGCCGGCGACCAGUUCGACUCCUGCGGCUGCUCCCGCUGCUCCUGCUGGUACGGGAGGAUUCAGCUUCGGUAACUCCGCUGCCAAUUCAGGUUCUACCACCCCUGCCUCGAAACCUCCCGCUGCUGGUAGCCUCUUCGGAAACCUAGGUCAACCUGCGGCCGCUCCUGCUGCGGCUCCCGCUACCUCGGCCCCAGCUCCUGCUCCUGCGGCUCCUGCUGGAGGUCUUUUCUCAUUCGGAGCCAAACCCGCUGAACCCGCUGGUACUGACAAGGACAAAUCGGCGGCUCCUGCUCCUGCUGCCCCCACGGCCCCCGCUGCUGGCGGUUUCUCGUUCGGAGCCAAGCAGACUGCCCCUGCUGCAGCCGCGCCUGCUCCCGCAGCGGACAAACCGGCCGCUCCGGCCGCUUCCACCAACCUCUUUGCUGGAUUUGGUGCUUCCGCCCAGAAAGACCAAGCUGCUCCCGCCGCACCGGCUGCCGAGAAGAAGGACGCUGGAGACAAGCCUGCUGCUCCUGCUACUUCUUCCCUCUUUGGUGGGUUUGGUGCACCUGCCGGAGCUGCUCCUGCUGCAAGCAAGCCUGCCGCUCCUGCCUCUUCCUUGUUUGGUGGUGCGCCAUCAACGUCGACCUCGACCGCGACCGCUCCUCCUCCUAAACCUUCAGCAGGAUCUUCCAAUUUGAACCCGAACAACCAAGCCACCAAGACGGUCGCUCUCGGUGAACAAGCACCUUCGUUCGUCAAGGGCAAGACGUUCAACGAGAUUGUGGAACGAUUCGAGCAGGAGUUGGGUACCCAAGUCAAGACGUUCAAGGACCAGGCUGCGGAAGUAAGAGAGUGGGAUCUAGUUCUGAUGCAGAAUGCUUCGAGCAUCGCCGGUCUGUACUCGGACAUGCAACAGGCGGAGACCGAACGAGCCAACAUUCGUGCUACCCUGGACGCCGUCGAGGCUCGACAAGCCGUGUUGUUGGGUCAGGUUGACGAGUAUGAGCGAGUUGCCAACGAUACCAUGCAAACCAUGAACCAGACCCCUGCCCGACCAGCCGAUCAACAGCGGGCGGAAAUGACUCGUUUGGCUUCCCGCUUGAACGACCAGCUUUACGACCUUUCUACCAACUUGUCGACGAUGAUUGGGGAGAUGAACACGCUCACUGGGAAGUCGUCGACAGAUCAGCUCUCUUUGGAGGGUACAGACGCGCUGGCUUCGGUGACUCAGAUCUUGAGCGCGCACGUCUCGUCGCUUGGCUGGAUCAACGAGAACACCGAAGGCCUAACCGGAAAGGUUGCCGAAUUGGAGAAGCGGGUCAAUGGUCAAUCUUUGGGUCAAUCCACCGGGCCCAGACAGAACCUGAGGGCUUCUCGUCGAUGAUCUUGAUAUGGAACCCGUAUUGUAACGACUGGCAUUAUGAUUGUAGAUUUGUACGAUAGAGCUAAUGCAUAUAUGACAGACUGAAGGCUAGAUGUGUCUAGGCGAGAAGUCGUAAAAAUUGACCAGGAGAUAUUCAUACCAAUGCCAGGAGAUGAGAUACAGAUUGGGAGAUUAGUGCUUUCCGCAGUCGAUGGGAGCUCGAUCGGAACACCUGUAAGGGCAAACAGAAUCAGCCCUCGAUUUCACUUCUCUCGGAUGAAACCAGCGAAACUGACUUGACAUGG